Ciona intestinalis (vase tunicate) is the source of this 827-nucleotide messenger RNA. NCBI's taxonomy places the organism in Eukaryota, Metazoa, Chordata, Ascidiacea, Phlebobranchia, Cionidae. The record is from RefSeq.
AGUAUUUUUCACGUUCAAAUAUUCCGGAAAUGUCUUCAUUUAAAGUGUGCGUCGUUCUCUUUAUCGGUUUGUGUGCAGUUGUACACGCUAGAGCCCAAACUUACCUGACGUGCUCAGAUAGUGCACCGCCGCUUAAGGGCGAUCGAGGGCCACCUGGGCCUGCGGGACCACCUGGCGCAAAAGGUCCAAAAGGAGACACUGGCGUCACAGUAGACUUAGAGAUAAGGAUGCAAGACUUCGAGACACGUUUGGCAAAGCUUGAGGGCCAAACAUGCCAAGGCACGAAAGUUAUUAAUGGAAAAACAUGGUACGGGCCAGGAAACGGUUAUUUCUACCUCGUUAUUGCCAAAGAUAUGCGUUACAAGCAAGCGAAAGCAGAGUGCGGGAAAUUUCAAGCCACCCUUGCGGUACAUGCACCCAGGAACCAAGGUGUUAUGAAAGUUCUUCGCAAACAGAUAACGGCUAUUACAGAAGAGGAUUACUGGAUCGGUCUCACCGAUAUAAAAGGAGAGGGGAAUUUCGUCUGGGAGGACGGCACACCAUUAAAGGACAGUGAGGCCAACUGGUAUAAAGGAGAACCAAACAAUAUUAGAGGCGAAGACUGUGUAGGCAGCAACUUUAGAGAUACUUCACAGUGGAACGACUACCCAUGCUCCCUCCGCAAAUUAUACGCACUCUGCGAACGUCAAGGCUAAAAAACGAGCGUAGAAACGUAGAUGGCCAUCAUACCAACGUAUAACUGACCAUUGGAUCGAAUCUGAACACCUCGAACUUUUAAACAUUUUAUAACGUUGUAUUUGGUUAACUCUAAUAAAAUAUUCAAGAAA